Messenger RNA from Cyclocybe aegerita, 4482 nucleotides. The record is from the annotation of a GenBank genome assembly. NCBI's taxonomy places the organism in Eukaryota, Fungi, Basidiomycota, Agaricomycetes, Agaricales, Hemipholiotaceae.
AUGGCCAGCGCCCAAGUGCAGAAGCCGCCAGCGUGGCAGACAGACGAACUACAGGACGAGUGGCCAGACUCCGACCCAGAAGACGGCGGCGACAAUGAGGCGAACAACCUGUCUUAUGGCACCCAGUCGGUGUCAUUAACCAUCCCGCUCAGCACACAAAUCCAUAGCACUGCCGACUACGACGCAGACCACACUCAUGCCUCCAGCAGAUCGCGGCCUGUUGGCACCUUUCUUGUCCGCGAAGAUGCUGCCCACAUCAACCUCAUGCCGAAGACUCCAGGGCAAAAUAAGAAAGGACUUAUGAAGAAUAUAUUCACCCCGACGCCUCUGGAACGAAUGUUCGACCCGCCUUCACCACCCAUACCAUCGACCUCCGAAGCCAAACCCUGGGAUCCUAGCCCGCCUUCCCAUUCAAUGGCAACCCCGAACAACAACCAACCUGAGCAAGUGUCGGAUGAGAUUAUGGAGACGGACAUGCCAAAUAUGAACUCCUUCCAUGGGCGGAAGGCGAGCAUGGCCUGUCAGUUCACUUUUGCUAUGCCUCGAGAGUCCUUAUCAAGAACGAGUGGCGCUGGCGGCGCCGUGUACCCUCAAGCCCAAAGUACUCCGAAUCCACCUUUCGCCCCGACGAGCACUGCUCCUCUAACCGACCCUCGCCUCCGCCUUUUCCAAUUCCAAUACGACACCUACACAAGAGAGCAUCUAUCAGCCUUGGUCGACUCCAUCGCUGUGAACACCCCCUCGGGCACUGGAACGACUGGAACGCCGACGAGCUUCACCAAUGGCCUGUCGCGUGUCUCAGAAGUGACUGGCACAGCGGACAAUGUGUCUCAUCUCCGGAGCUCGAAGCGUAUCAAGCUCAGCCCUUCUAGUGACCUAUGCGGGGACGGAGUUGGUGUGAGAGCGACGAUAACUCGUCCGAAGCUCUACGGGAAGGACUAUGUUGGAGAAUCGCAUUCCUUAAUGCAGAAGAUCAAGCAGGCGAGGGAUUAUUCCACCAUCUCAACUGUUGCGAGUGGCCAGGACCAAACACCAUCGACCAAGAACGACACACCAUCUACUACCCGUAGCGAUCUGAACAAUAAAUUUCACGAACGACGUUCCAAACAUAAUGCUUCACCAUCUGAACCAUCUCGCCGACCGUCCUUUCUCUCUGUCCCUGAGCAAACUAGUAACCCGUCAGCAUCUUCGGGUACCGUCGCCACAAAACCAAGCCCUUACUCCUCUUCGUCUUAUCGACAGAAAGCCGCGGCUCUCAUGGAACAGAUAAAGAGCGCUGUAAAAAGCCAGAAACGUGUGUUUUCCGGAGACUCUGAGGCCACUGCCCUCCCCGAGGAUACAACCAACACAUUUUCUUCACGCACUGGAAGCGUCAAGCUGGGCACAGACGCGAAGGAGAGCCUCCGACAAUCUCAUUCUCGACGAACUUCAACUUCAUCUAAAUCCAACGUCUCUCGCUCACGAGCUAGCCCUAGGCGGAGCCACAAAAAUCUCGCAGACGAAUCCGAUCUUGUGCAUAAUUUAUCACGCAUUUCCAUUCAUGAACAACACCAACCACAACAACAGCAAGCUAUCGUCAAUGUUACACUAGUACCUCCUGCUCCAAAUCCUUCAUUGGCUGCUAAUACACGUCCAGAGCGCGAGCACCCUCAGACCGCUCGGCCGAACCUGGCGCCUCCCUCACAUCCAUCUAUCCGGCUAACAACUAAUGAAGACCUUAAUCGCUUCGUCUCGUCCAGCACCGCGUCCGGAACGACCAUCACUGCAGGCAGUGCGCCGUCGUUCGUCAAGCACGCUGGGCCAGCGCAUAUACGCACCAUCGCCCCGAGCGACAUCCCGCCGCUCCCAGAAAGAUUCGGGGACAUGCUGUUCGACAAGGUGAUGAUGCGGUGGGUGAAGAGCACCGCGGGGGCUGUAAUGGACCCGGAGACGGCGGGGCACGCGACGGAGUCGAGCGAGGAUCCGUUUGGAGAUAUUGAGAGCCUGCGGAGCGAUUCUGACUCACGGGGGGAGGAAGAGGAAGAAGAGGGUGACGUGGAAGGCGAGGAAGGCGAAGAAGAGGAGUCAGAGACCGAGAGGCUGCGUGAUACGAGCCCUGGCCCAGCAGAGAUGAUGAGCCGUAUCUCAGAGCACUCGGAGGUGGAGGACGAGGAGGAGAUGGAGCUGUCCAACUUCUCGACGGAUGUCUCGGCGCACAUCGUGCAUGUGAUGACGGGCGUCGAGACGGACGGGUACGACGAUGACGAGACGACGGACUCGGGCGACGAGGACGACAUUCAUACGGUGACGCGCCCGCAGGAUAUUAAGGACAUCAACUUUGACUCGGAGUUCGAGGACUCGCCCUCGAGGAAUAACAGCGUCGUGCAUGUCAGUGGCCACCCACACGCUGGUGCGAGAGGUACUCCUCAGUUCCUCGCCCCGCCUCUGCCCUCAACUGUAGCAGCGUCACCAAGAGCCAACGCCAACCUCCACACCAGCCCGAACGCGAUCGCCUCGUCCUCGGCGCUAGUGCUCGCCACUCCGAGCCGUGGGAACUCGAUCGGAUCAACGACGCCGAUCAUCAAGUCCGCGCUGAAGAGCACCAGUGCGACGCCAACAUCCGCGCUGCGCAACCCGAACCGGUCGCGCUACACGACGCCGCUCAACGGCAAAUCUCACCAGCGCUCGGUGAGCUUCUCGGACGGGAAGCGGGAGGGGCCCAUUCAGGGUAUCACGGCGUCGGGGGGUGGGAGUACGAGUAUCGUCCAGUCGGCGCGGACGAAGAGGAUUGCGGACAUGAUGCAUGCACUGGAGGAUUCUGAUCUGGACGAAGACGACUCGCCAUCUAAGACGAGCAGCUCGGGGCGGCCAGAGGAGCUCCAACCGCUCAGCCACCGACGGCCGUCCGGCGCCUCUGGUCCUUCAUCAGGCAAACCCAAAUCACCAGCCAAGUCUAAAUCCUCAGAAUCACCGCGACGCGUCUUCUCGCGCUCGUACACGCACCGCCCCUCCUCCACUUCCCCCGCUUCGGCGGCCGGUCAACGUAGCUUCUCUAGAGCGAAUGCCAGCGCUAACAAAGCGAACGCGACGUUCCUCACCGAGUGCUCGUUCGGGGUCGCGCACGACCGGCUGGUGGAGGUGAUCACGGACGUGCAGCCAUUCGAGCCGCACUGGGAGGAGCUCGGCUCGAUUGACCUCUCGGGUGCGAAGUUGGAGAGCGUGGCGCGGUUGAAGGAGUUCUUGCCCAGGUUGGAUUCGCUGUGUUUGAACCGUAACGAACUGGCGUGGCUGAGUGGGAUACCAGCAGGCGUGCGGACACUAUCUGUCGCGAACAACUGCCUUACAGGGAUAACCUCGUACAGCCACCUGCUGAACCUGGAGAACUUGGACAUUAGCCAUAACGAGGUGGAUUUGCUACGACAACUCGAAUGCCUACGGCACCUCCGCGAGCUCAAAGCCGACGGAAACAAGAUCGCGAGCGCCGACGGGCUGCAGCGCAUGGACGGGCUGGUGAAGCUCAGCCUGCAGGGCAACGCGAUCAAGGCGAUUGAUCUCAAGGAGUAUCGAUGGUCGCGCUUGGAGAUGCUCAACCUCAGCCACAACAGGAUUGAUAGCCUGCAAGGGCUCGCAUCAUUGCAAUCGUUGAUUGCGCUCAACUUGGACUCGAACGCACUCUCUACGCUAAGCCUACCUACCGGCGUACACCUUCCACGCCUGCGCAUCCUGCGGCUGAGCAACAACCGCCUGACCCAGCUCGAUGUUGGGUCGAUGCCUCACCUGCGCACUUUGUAUGCGGAUAAUAACGCGUUGUCGGGGAUUACUCAGUUGGGCCGGUUGAACAAACUGGAGAAUUUGAGUGUGAGGAAUCAGGCUGGGAGGGGAUUCAAGCUUUUGACCCGGGAUGUUCGCGAUGUGAAGCGGUUGUAUCUCUCAGGGAACCCACUCAAGAGCGACUUUCUGCAAGAGCCGUGCUACAACCUGGUGUAUCUCGAGGUGGCGGCGUGCCGGCUGACUGGGCUACCCUCCGGGGAGGGAGGAAUGGGUCGGCUCGUUCCGAACCUGAGGGUGCUGAACCUAAACUACAACUUCCUGGAAGAUGUUCGGGCGCUGGAGGGCCUCACGCGGUUACAGAAACUGACGAUUAUUGGGUCGAGGCUGAAGAAGACGAAGCCUCUGAUCCGGCUUGUGCAGCAGAUGCCGGAUGUGGAAAUGCUGGAUUUCAGGAUGAACCCGUGCACGCUGGGGUGGUACCUCCCACUGCUGGUGAGGGAUGUGCCCGGGGCGCUGCAGCCAUCGUCGUCGGCGGAGGGACGGGCGGGGUGGCAGGAGCUGGACAGCAAGUUCCGGCGGGACCUGCCGGACGAUGCGUACAUUGGGCGGCUCGCGUACCGGGGGCUUGUGAUGCGUGGGUGCGCGCGGGUGCGUGUGGUAGACGGGGUGGCGGUGACGGAGAAGGAGCGGACGAAGGCUGAGGCGCUGCUGGCGGGGAUCGGGUUGGGGUGA